Molecule: messenger RNA, 1076 nt
Organism: Spinacia oleracea (spinach)
Lineage: Eukaryota; Viridiplantae; Streptophyta; Magnoliopsida; Caryophyllales; Amaranthaceae
Product: mitochondrial import inner membrane translocase subunit TIM10-like
Exons: 9
Coding region: 262-654 (130 amino acids)
Biological process (GO): protein insertion into mitochondrial inner membrane
Cellular component (GO): mitochondrial inner membrane
Source: RefSeq, a predicted model, not a curated record
UUUCCAAAAAAUAAAGGAAUGAAUUUUCUCUCUCCUCAAACUCAUUUAGCUCCGUCCUUCCUCUUCCUCCCGCCUCCUUCUCCUCUUAAAAUCCCCCAAGAAAAACAGCAUCUUGUAGUUGUACCACCACCUCUAGUCGGCGCCGCCUCUGCCAACUACAUCUCCCUCUCUUGAUCUGUUGCUAUUGUUGAUUUAUUCUGGCUUCACAGGUCAUAGUUACUUUUAACGUUAAGAAGCAAGAGGUGGAAAUGGCCAACAACAAUGCCCCUUCUACUGUUGAGAGGCAAGAGGCACACUGUUUUUUCCCCCCUCAUAACUUCUAUUGAUAGAUUUGGAAGAAAUGGCCAACAGCAAUGUCUCUUCUACUGUUCAGAAGCAAGAGAUUAUGUGAAAUUCCAGAUCAAAUUGGACGAUAUUAAAGCCGUCUUGGAUAAGGAAAAGGUCAUUGGGACAACAAUAAGUGAUAUGGAAUAUAGGGUAGCAUUGUUCAACAGCCUUACGCAUACCUGCUUUGAAAAAUGUGUUGAGAAAAGGUACAAGGAAGGUGAACUCCAUCUUGGUGAAAAUAGUUGCAUUGAUCGUUGUGUUUCAAAGUAUUGGCAGGUGAAUAAUUUAGUUGGUCAUCUGCUUGCAUAUGGUCGGCGUGGCGUGUAAAUGUUGUUUACCUGUUAGUUACAGAUUGCUGAAAUUUGAAUAUUACGCGAAUUCAUUACUGACCACCUGGGGGAAUAAGCACUUGAAACCAUAGACAUUUGUUCAUGUUUUCCCUUCAUCUCCAGAUCCUUCUGCCAGCAUUAUUGGAGAGUUUUGAUAAUGACAGGAUUCAUUACCUCAUACCCCAUGACAGAUUUUGUUGAAGAUGGUAAAAAUUUCGAUAUAUUCAUAGUUGAUUUCUUGUUCAUUAUAUCUUUUUUGAUAGUUCACAUUACAGGAUGACAUAGAGAGCUUUCAGGCUAUUGGAACCUCGAUUUUGUAUUUAAUAUGGAUGAAUGCAGAUUUUUUUUGUUUAGUCUGUAUUACCCUUUCAUUGAAGCAUGACAAUAAACAAUAUUAUUGAAUUAUUUGUUCUCUUUUAA